This is a messenger RNA of Phytomonas sp. Hart1, 1956 nucleotides long. The record is from the annotation of a GenBank genome assembly. Lineage: Eukaryota; Euglenozoa; Kinetoplastea; Trypanosomatida; Trypanosomatidae.
AUGCAGUUUAACGAUUUGAUCCCCAUUUUCGACCACCUGCAGGAACGCAUAGCGGCCAUUCAGGUUAUCAUAGACAAAGAGCGCGAAGCCUACCAUGCGAAGGAGGAUAAAAAACCUCCUGAGCCCUUUCAUGAAAUUGAACUUAAUAAACUGAAGGCGGCACUCGAUGCCUCCACAACCCUCUUCCGUCAAGAUGAAGAGCUCCGGUACGAACUGGAUGACGAUCUCCUCCAUAAUAUCGCCUAUGCUUGCCUUCAGGUUAUUAACCAAAUUGAGGGAUACAAUACCCUGCCCUUUCGGGAACCAACCGAAGAGGAAAAGGAAAUCAAACGAUCAGCGCGGGCCGCUACGAAGGCAAAACGGAAUGAGGCUGAGCAAAAAAUAAUAGAAAAGGCGAGAGCAAAGGAAGAAAUGGCCGCAAAAAAGAAUGAAGAGCGGCGUUUGCUUCGACAGCUUAUCGAAGGCAUUACGAUUGGGGACCAGCUGGUGGAGGAUACCGAAAUUUCGAAUCCCAUGCAAAGCGCCUUUGUUCAGUACGAAUCUCGUCUUCCCAUUGAGCCUUUAGAAAACUACCAAAAAGCCCUUUUUAUUUGGACCAUGAUUGUGUCCCUUCCUCAAACGCUCUGCCUUUCACGGAUGCCUUUCUCGAUGUUCUUGAAAGGGCUUCAGAUGGAAGACCAAACCAACAACGGAUUUAUGGAAGAAAUCACGCGCUGUCUCUUGGAGGUCUGCAUCCAGCGGCCCAACUUCACAUCCCCCAAUACUCCGCGCAUGUUGACCCGAGGGAAAAGUUGGUUUGAUUCCAUGGUUGAGUUUGUGGCGCUGGCGAGCGGUAAUAAGAAGAAGACUACGCAACGGAAACAACCGAAAUCCCCAUCCACAGAAAGCGAGGAAGAUGAAGAAGAUAGCGACAGUGAUACUUCCUCAGAGGAGAAUUCUAGUUUUGACAGCGAUACCUCGGAGACUGAAUCGACCUCUCCCAAAAUGCCUAGGUCGAGAAAGAAUGAGGAUGAUGCAAAGACGCCGCCUUCUGCUGAAGCGGAAGACGAAGUUACUGGGUUUGAUAAGGAGCUGAAAGUAACCAUGGAACAUAUUACUGAGCUUCGUGCGUUAGCCACGUGGGGCAAUGUAAAUAAAGAAGAUCGUCUAAAUCUGCUCAUCUUUCUUGUACGCGAGGUCCUCAGUACUCCUAAAGCGCGUAAAGAAUCUGAUGAAUUACUUAAAAUGUGUGAAAAACGCAUAACAUCGAUGGAUAAGCGUAUUCGUGAAAUUCGAGAAGAUGCAGAGAAGGAGAUCAACAAUCUUUUAAAAACUUUGCGUUGCCCCACCUCAAAGGAAGAAAAAGAAGCGGAUAAUGCUGAGAGUAAUGAUUAUAAUACCAAACGAAACCAAAUUCUGAAGGAUUUGGAAAAAAAGCACCACGAUGUGUACCUCAACCUUUAUCAAGAGGUGGAUAAACUUAAUAUUGGUUCCAUCAUUGAACCCCUUGGGAUGGAUCGAUACCGUCGUUUGUACUGGCGCUUUCCUUUCGACCAUGACGUGCAUGUCCAGACUAUUGAUACAACGGUGCCGGACUUUCCUAUUUUACCGGUACCCGAGGAGGUCACUGCUAAAAAACAGGCAGCUUUGCUGUUUGAUGAGGAGGAGGACUUACCAACCUACAAUUUUCGUUUACGUCUGGAACACUAUCAGUUCAAGAAGUCCCCGAGAUUGACGGAACCGAAUAACAUCAAUGAGGGACCGGCCCAACGGCACUGGGGUACCAUACCAUCGUAUUAUUUACCCUCUUUUGUGAAGGGACUUGACUGCCGCGGUGAGCGGGAGGCCCGCUUACGGAAAGCACUCGAGGAGUUCCUACCUUACUCGCAAAUCGAAACGCCAUCGCCGACAGGUCGUCUAACACGUUCCCGUGUGCACGCACUCGGUUAUGUCAACCUGUUAAAGAGUUCUUUCUAG